Drosophila grimshawi is the source of this 3303-nucleotide messenger RNA. RefSeq names its product probable serine/threonine-protein kinase yakA. Lineage: Eukaryota; Metazoa; Arthropoda; Insecta; Diptera; Drosophilidae. The coding region runs from base 111 to 2627 and encodes 838 amino acids. The transcript is spliced from 3 exons. The record is from RefSeq and is a predicted model, not a curated record. Gene Ontology annotation, molecular function: zinc ion binding; nucleic acid binding.
CAUAUACACUUACACACAUACAGAGGCAAACAUAAAUACAUCUAUAUAAACACUCCAGGCUCGACUUUAGUUAGUAUAGUAGAUGCGUGCGUGCCACAACAAAAUUGGAAAUGAUUUGUCCAAAAGACGUCCUGCAGUGGUUUAAGACUCUGGAGAGCUACAAUCGCAUCGAUACCAUGUGUUCAUUGUUCGAGGCAUGUUUGCCGUUCGAGCUGCGGUUUCUGGGCACAUGCCUCGAGGAUCUUGGCAGACGCGAUUCGCCCGAGUUGCGCGGCAUGGAGUUGCGCGCGAAUAAUCCGCAGGAUCUUGCUGCCGACAUGUACAACUGCCAGAAGGGAGAGCCGACUGAUAAAAAGAUACGCCGCAAAAUGGCGCUGUAUUUAGCACUGAUUCGCGCCUGUAAUCGCAAUUGUGUUAGCGAAAUUUUUCGCACCCUGGAAUGUUGGGGCGAACGCGAUUUCGCCUGCAUCAACGAUCAGGAUGCGUUUUUGGAACUGUUGCUCGUCUAUACAAUGGCGGCCAGGCAUCCGGUGUUCUCAUACCAUCAGAACACCAAAUGUGCUGAAAUUUUGGCCAAAAUCAAGGAAACACAAAUCAUCAACCAGCAGCAGCAGCAGCAGCAACAACAACAACAGCUGCUGCAACAGCCACAGCCGGCGCAGCAUCCACAACACUUGCUGCAUCAGCAGCAGCAGCAACAACAGCAGCAGCCGCAGCAACCACCACCACCGCCUUUUCAUCAUCCCAUGGUUCAAUUAAUGCAAACACAGCAGGUGGCAACGCCGAUGAUGUUUCCACAGCCUUGGACCAAGCUAAUGCCGCCGGGAUCUGAAGUCGACGGCAUGCAACAUCUGAUGCAAUCCAACAUCACCAUUCCAGCGGACACAAAUGCCAUAGCGGCGGCGAAUGCAUGGUCCAUGCGCAAUAUAUAUGCAGUGCCGCCGCCGCAGCAGCAGGGGCCACAGAGCCUGGAUCAUCAGGUGCCACCGCCACAAGCCAGCUCGCCGAUGCUAAGCAGUCAGCAGUCAUCGCCAUCGAGCAGUCGCACCACCAGCCCGCAGCGUGAUCGCGGCGGCAGCGUUCCAUUGCAACAGCAACAACAACAACAGCUACAAAUGCGCAGUUUGCCGCAGCGUUUGGCUGGCAGCGCUAAAAAUGCUCGUCGACCCUCCGUGGAGACAACACCACCACCGCCACCAACAUCAACGUCCGUGGACGCUAAUCUGACGACACAGCACGUCAAGCAUUUCGACGAGAAUAUCAGCGACGGCGGGGGCAACACCAGCGGCGCCAGCUUGUCCAGUAUUAUACGCAACGCAAGUUAUACCCGUGGGGCACAACAGCGUAUCAAUGCGAAUGCCUACAUGCCCCCCGCACACCAGCAGCAGCAACCGUCGCCGGUAAGUCAGGAAACACAGCAGCAGCAGCACUAUCAGAUGAACAACUACAUCAAGGCGAGCACACUUGCCCAGACGAUGCAUAAUAUGCAUAUAAGUGACGAUGGCAGCGCUGCGACGAGGAUAAUCAAUUCCAGUAAAAGUGCCGCAACGACCAGCAGCGAGUCGGGCUGCUCGAAUGGUUCCUGUGGAGAGACAACGCCACCGGAAACGCCAACGCCGCUGACCAAUCAUACAGUAGGCAUUGUGCCCAAUUAUCAUCAGCAGCAACAGCAACAGCAGCAGCAAAAACAUCAUCUUAGCAAGCAGCAACUGAGUCUGCAGCAUCGCUUAAAUGGACGCAAUGGUGUGGAGAAGAGCUAUCAGCAAAUAUAUACGACAAGCAAUCCAAGCGAUGCUCAGGCCUUGCAACAACAACAGCAGCAGCAGCAGCAAGCGCUGCUUAUUAGUCCAUCUGCAGUAACAGUGCCCACGACAACGGUGAUGCUGCAGCCACAGCAGCAGCAACAACAACAGCAGCAGCAACAGCAGCAGCAACAGCAGCAGCAACAACAGCAACAGCAACAACAACCGCCGACAGCUUACAAUGCAGCCACAUAUCCAUAUCAUACGGCAAGUGGGCGUGGUCCGCCUCCUACGUUGAUAAAGCCGCAUCAUGCGCCGCCGCCGGCACAUACGUUGCACGGCUCGUUUCGUUUUACCUUGCCGCCACAUAACGGUGAACUGAUGUAUCCGGCAUAUCAUGCCGGAUUGGCCUAUCCGCCCGUGCCCGUUACCGCCACGCCCACAGGGGCGCCCACAGCUGUGACGGCCGGGCAGAUUGGCCGCAACACGGCGCCCGUCGUCAGUACGAAUUCGGUUACAGUGCAAACGCAAACGCCUACGUCACAGCAACAACAGCAGCAGCAAUUGUUGGCAACAACAACGCCGUACAGUACGUUAAGUGUCUGUCCCAUAACUGGAGCGAGCAGUGCUGUGGCCCAGAAGAUCAUCUCCUGCUACAAUUGCGGCUCACAGACGCACACCGGUCGGGAGUGCCAGGAGGCGUCCAUGGAGGAUGUGACGCGCAGUGCCAACUACAAGCUGGACUACAGCCAGACAAACAGUGGCAGCAGCAUCGAUGGUCUUGUCGUGACCGAGGGACACAAGGAUGUGGGCAGCAUGCUCAAGAAUGUGCCAGCAACAACGCCAACGGCGGCAACAGCUGCAUUGACCAGCAUGGGCAAAUAGGCCAUGUAUAAUAAACAUAUAAUAUACAAAUAUCAUAUGUGUAUGAUAUACUACAUUUAUAUAUAAAUAAUUGAUACAUAAUUAACAUUUAUUAUAAUUAUUAACUACCUACACAAUUUAACAUUUAUAAACGUUUGUAAAAGUGCGGGAAAUCAAAUUUCACGCCUUAGCCACGUCUCUUAGUUGUUUAAGCCCAAUUUUUGCAAAAUUGCGUUAGCCAGAACAAGUCGCCUAUUAAAAAAAACAAAAUAAUUAACAAACCUUGCGCACCACAGGGGAAAUUUGCAGACAGUAACUGUAGUUAUAUAUAUAUAUAUACAUAUUAAUAUAUAAAAUAUUAUAUCUUUUGUGUAACGCGCCCCCUCCCAAAAAAUGAAUAUUUAUACCAUCUAAGUUGUAUGCAAAAAGAGCAAUAGACAAACAGAAAAACGAAGCAAAUAACAAUUUACAGAAGCAGCGGAUAAAUGUAGCAACUAUUAAAAUUUAAUGAAAUUUGUAAGGAUGAUUAAAAGAGAAAUAGCAAAAGGACUUCACGCAAUUCAAAUAGCGCAUCCGUAUUGCAAAAGAAAAAAAAUGCAAAUAAUUAUAUUGAGUGCGUAUUUGUAUGGAAAAACUAUAAUUUAAGGUAAAAACAAAACAAGAAUAAAUGCAAAAACAAGAAAGAUAAGCAAAAUAA